AUGCAGGGCAGGUCACGAGCUGGGUCUUGUGAAUUGCAGCAGGUAGGGAUGGCAAUUUGGCCCGGAGCCGAUCUGGCUUGGUCCGACCUGCAACCGUUGGGGCGGGUUGGACCCGCCCCGUUAUCAAAACAGGCGAGGUCGGGUCUGGCCCGUUCCCUAAACGGGCCAGGGCGUUCGACGCCUCGACGGGUCGGGACAGGUUCGGGUAGUCGACUAUCGGCCCGACCUGCCCCAUUGCCCACUAAAUCCGAUCUUAAACCUUCUCCCAUCAUUUCUAAGGCUCCUCUAAUGAGUUCCAAUCCAGACAGUGAACAAAAUGCCUCCUCAAGCACACAAGAAGCACCAACACCCCAGAUCGAGCCUAUACGCCUGCCUACAGUAGAGGAAAUUCGAGGCCAGGACAUAUGGAACAACUGUGCUGUCCGAAGUGUUGUCAGUGGUGUCAUGGGAGGUGGAUUGGGGCUGUUCAUGGGAUUGUUUCUCGGGGCACUCGAUAAUCCAUUAAUGCAAGAUGAGAUGACAGGGAGACAACAAUUGGUUUACCAGGCAAAGCAGAUGGGCCGUAGGAGCUGGAGUUCUUGCAAGGCUUUUGCCAUUAUGGGCUUUGUCUUCUCUGCAUCUGAAUGUGUUGUCGAGAAGGCCCGAGCCAAGCACGAUAUUACGAAUACGGUUGUCGCUGGAUGUGUAACUGGUGGCGCAAUUUCAGCUAGAGGGGGGCCAAAAGCAGCUUGUGCUGGGUGUGCUGGUUUCGCUGCAUUUUCUGUCGUGAUAGAAAAAUUCUUGGAAAGACAUAGUUGA
This is a messenger RNA of Striga hermonthica, 798 nucleotides long. Lineage: Eukaryota; Viridiplantae; Streptophyta; Magnoliopsida; Lamiales; Orobanchaceae. The record is from the annotation of a GenBank genome assembly.